Molecule: messenger RNA, 246 nt
Organism: Histoplasma mississippiense
Lineage: Eukaryota; Fungi; Ascomycota; Eurotiomycetes; Onygenales; Ajellomycetaceae
Exons: 3
Coding region: 1-246 (81 amino acids)
Source: RefSeq, a predicted model, not a curated record
AUGCUGUCCAAGGAAGAUUAUAUUCUCUUCUCUGAACUGUCAGAGGCAUUCAAGUUAUUAACUCAUCAAACAUGCAAGAAGAAGGACGUUCAAGUAUUUGCUGCUAGCAUGGCAGAUAUCAAGAAAAUGUUAGAAAAGUUAGAAUUCAAAAACUUCAAGAAACUUCAUAAGAAACUCUUUGAAUCAUAUAAGAACUUCACAGAUGUGUUUGAUGAGAAAGCAGCUGAAAAUCUCCCCUCUCACUAA